Funneliformis geosporum is the source of this 765-nucleotide messenger RNA. The record is from the annotation of a GenBank genome assembly. NCBI's taxonomy places the organism in Eukaryota, Fungi, Glomeromycota, Glomeromycetes, Glomerales, Glomeraceae.
AUGAGCGAAGUCGAAGAAAUACACAUUAAAAUGGAUGAUAAUACCGCGCACAAUGGAGAACAAAUAACAUUACUAUCUGUAUCUCCUAAUGGUAAACAUGUAAUCACGUAUAGCAGCAAAGAUCGUUCAAUUGAAGGAUGGAUUGUCGACUUUAAAUGUGCCCCACUUAAACGAGACCCUGAAAUGGAUGGAUAUCCAUUACCAGAUUCUGAUGAAGUUAAUGAAAUUAAAGUUAAUGAUGAAAAAUUUGUUUUAUAUGCAUGGGAAAAUAACAUUAGAACCUUUCAAAUUUCAAACAAUCAUCCAAUUAAAGUUCAUGCUUUGAAUCUCAGUUUUCGUUCAUUUGAUUUCAAAAACAAUGGCGAUCUUGUACUACAGGAUGGAUUAACGUUUACUACAGAGUUUUUAAUAAAUGUUUAUUCUCAAACAAGAAAUGGACUAAUGUUUACAUCAAAACAUAUCAUCUCCAUAGGCAAUAAUUUUUUUGAAGAAGUUUCCUCGGCCCUAGAACGCAAAGUAAUUAUUAAGGAUGAUAAAGUAUGGAUCAUUUCUCCAGAUUAUUUAUUUCAAUGGGACUUAAAUGUAAUUCAAUUCGAAUUUAGUUAUUCGCUUGAAUUUGACGGCAAAGACGUUGAAGAUAUUAUAAUGAGAAAAUUUAGUCUUAAAAGUAAAUCUUCGAUUGAAGUAUUAAGCAAUUACUAUAUCAUGGCUUUUAAUAUACCCAAUUUAGAAAAAACAAGAUAUAAGCCUACAUCACAUAACUGA